AUGUCCCAUAUCCCUCCAACAGUUAGUCUGAUUACAAACUUACAAGUUAAAUACGGAUCAACGGUACACUUUCACUGCAUUGCAACCGGAUAUCCGGAACCGGAAAUCACGUGGUUUUUUAAUGGUGUAAAAAGAGGGAUAUCGAAUGAGUUGAUAAUACCAAGGGCUAAACUUAUAGAUAUAGGAGCUUAUGUAUGUGUAGCUGUAAACGAUGCAGGAAGAGAUCAAAAGACGUCAAUUCUACUUGUCUCUGGAACUCAUCCGUCUAUUGUAACAUCAACACCUACAACUGUAACAACAACGUCCUCCAAACCUGUGGCAGUGACGUGUAAAGCAACAGGAAAUCCAAUUCCAACAAUCACAUGGAGGUUUCAAGCAUUUGUAGGAAAUAGUCAUAUUCAACAGGCAUUAUCGUCUGAUAACUCGACUUUGACAUUGACUCAUGUUGAUAAAUCCGGAACAGCAAUGUGCACGGCAUCCAAUCCACUAGGACAAGUUCAAGCCGCAUUUUCAAUCAUUUUAGUUUCACAAAGUACUAUCAUAGGCAGAUGAUUCAUCAGGUCAAAUGUAGAAGGUCGAAUAAAACUCAUAACUUA
Molecule: messenger RNA, 596 nt
Organism: Mytilus californianus (California mussel)
Lineage: Eukaryota; Metazoa; Mollusca; Bivalvia; Mytilida; Mytilidae
Product: peroxidasin homolog
Exons: 6
Coding region: 1-552 (183 amino acids)
Source: RefSeq, a predicted model, not a curated record